Molecule: messenger RNA, 729 nt
Organism: Loa loa (African eye worm)
Lineage: Eukaryota; Metazoa; Nematoda; Chromadorea; Rhabditida; Onchocercidae
Exons: 5
Coding region: 1-687 (228 amino acids)
Source: RefSeq, a predicted model, not a curated record
AUGAUUCGGUCUCUAUCGAUUAUCCUUGUAUGGAUCCUUGCUGUCGAAGCAGGGCGAAUCACGCUCUACUCAGGAUUAGCAGUUGAAGACAGAGGAAAUGGUACAGAGGAAGAAAAGUGGAAUAACGAGAUAGAUAAUGGCGAUAAUGAUGAUGAUGAUGAAAAUUUCACAAAUGAAAAUUCCCAGGAUAGCGAUAUUUAUGUCAGGAAUAAAUUCAUGCCACAAAUAUUAUUUGCUCAGAAAGACAAAAUAAUUGAAUGGAAAGAUAGUGAUUACGAGAAGGGACAUUUAAUUAACGAUGAAUUUCAGAACGACAACAACACCAUAACUGAAAUUAUAAUUAACAAUGUAAAGGGUAUUGGAAGCAAUGGCGAAAACGUUUCCAAGAGAGGAAAAGAUGAAAUUGAUAAAACUGAAGAUUGGUCUUCUACUGAAGGAACAAAUAUAGUCGACUACUUACACAGUAUCUCUUCAACACCAAAAGAUCAUGUUUGGACGGAAGAAGGAAUCAUUGAUGAGGAUUUCGAUGUUGUCAUUAAAACAAAUGUAAAACGAGUGAAACGUGCGUCGCGAGCCGGUAAUUCUCGCAGAGUGAAACUAAUGCAAGACCGUCGUAACAAUCGCUUAGAUGACAGCAACUCAUUGGAAAAUUCGAAUCAUCAUAAACACGAAGUAAAAGACAACUGAUAAAGAAGUGGUUUUAAUGAUUGCUUUUCAAGCGAAUAAAAU